Capsicum annuum is the source of this 666-nucleotide messenger RNA. Its product is annotated as UPF0057 membrane protein At4g30660. NCBI's taxonomy places the organism in Eukaryota, Viridiplantae, Streptophyta, Magnoliopsida, Solanales, Solanaceae. Bases 186 to 401 code for a protein of 71 amino acids. Gene Ontology annotation, cellular component: membrane. The record is from RefSeq and is a predicted model, not a curated record. The transcript is spliced from 2 exons.
AAAAAAAAACUAGUGACAGAUAAAAUGAGACGAAAGUAACAUGUGAAUGUAAAUUUGAACAGAUGGUGUAGAAACAAAAAAGUACUAUACCAAGGAUUUUUUAUUUUUUUUUGGAUAUAAGUAAGAGUCAUUAGAGAGAAUUGCAAUCCACCAAGAAAAUAAUAAUAUUUCAACAAAAUUCAAGAAUGGAGAUAACAUGUGCACUUGUCUGUGAAAUUAUAAUAGCAAUCUUGCUUCCUCCUCUUGGUGUUUGUCUUAGAAAUGGUUGCUGCACGGUUGAGUUCUUGAUUUGCGUGGUGUUGACGAUACUGGGCUAUGUUCCUGGAAUCAUCUAUGCUCUCUAUGCAAUCCUCUGUGUUGAACGUGAACCACGAGCGGAUUAUUACGACACUCUUGCUUGAUCUUUGUGGAAUGUACCGUUUCAGAUUGUGUGUUUGUUCUCUUGUUUUGCUUGUAAUCUAAACCUAUGUUGCUCGGACUCUUCAAAGAUGUUGAAGCGGCUGUGUCAGAUCGGUGGAUCUGACACGCACCUGGGAUCUGACACGCACCUCUGAAGGUCCUUUUGACUCCGACUAUGGAUGUAAUGUAAUGUAAUCUAUGUCUCUUGUUCUGAUGAUCAACUGUUGCAGUUUAAUGUUAUGGAUUGAUAAUUUUAGCCUUUUGUUA